This is a messenger RNA of Onychostoma macrolepis, 2790 nucleotides long. RefSeq names its product chloride channel CLIC-like protein 1. Gene Ontology annotation, molecular function: chloride channel activity. The record is from RefSeq and is a predicted model, not a curated record. Gene Ontology annotation, cellular component: membrane; endoplasmic reticulum. NCBI's taxonomy places the organism in Eukaryota, Metazoa, Chordata, Actinopteri, Cypriniformes, Cyprinidae. The transcript is spliced from 11 exons. Bases 216 to 1976 code for a protein of 586 amino acids.
UCUUUUUUGGCAAUGAUAACACUGCCCGCGUGAGGGCGAUAAGUGCCAUAUGAAGUUAUGGAGUUACUUCAACGAAGAAACGUCUUCUCAAAUGACUGCACAUAGAUAGGACAACAUAGAAGCCGUAUUUGGCGGUUUGAACGAUUACGGCUAUAAAUCUGGGUGUGUUUUUCUAUGUGGCAGAACAUGACAGCUCUCUUCCAACAUCAGAGAUUAUGAAGGUGCCAAGCUGGUCGUCGUUUGGGUUCUGGAGUUUGUGUAUUUUUUGUAGUCUGUUUGUUAUUGCAAAUGCUAAUAUUCACGAGGAUGAUGAUGCUUGGAUCGAUCCAUAUGACAUGCUGAACUACGACCCAACGACAAAGCGCAUGAGAAAACCCACAGAGUCUGCCAGUUACCCAAAUGUUCCAACCAAGAGGAGGGAAUUCAGCUCUGAAUCCUGUGAAGCGCAGCAGUGUCCUGAUGUGUCUGAGUGCACCAGUAAACUAGGGAUUUUGCAAAAAGAGUUUGAUGAACAGAAAAAGAAGGGGACCAUCACCUCUGUAAAGCCAGUAUGUCUUCCAGUAUUCAAGCGUUUUCUUACCAAGCUCCUUAAAGAAACUUCAAAACUUGGCCUGCCUGAUGAUGGAAAGACAUCCGUGCAUUAUGACGCUGAGGUGAAGCUGUCGAAGCAGUCGCUGGCGGAGAUCCAGAAGCUUCUGAAUGAAGAGAACGACUGGACCACUGGAGCCAUGGAUGAGGCUCUCAGUCAGAUUCUGUUCAGAUUCAAACUCCACAACCACAAAGCCUGGAAGUGGCGUUUCGAAGACACGUUUUAUGUAGAUGUCGAUACCGCCCUGAAGGUUUCUUUGAUCGUUCUGAUUGUUGUAGCCAUAAUCUGCACUGAGCUCUGGUCUGUGGUCUCCUGGUUGGUCCAGUUCUGGAGAAUGUUUGCGGUUUGCUUUUUUAUUAGCUUGAUCUGGAACUGGUUCCAUCUUUAUAUGGUUGCCUUUGCAGAACACAAGAAGAACAUUGUGGAGGUGGAGACCUUCAAUGGCAAGUGCACUGGACUGAACCAACUGGACUGGAAGGACAGCUUAUCAGAGUGGUACAGACGGACAUGGACUCUUCAAGAUGAUCCUUGCAAAAAGUACUACGAGGUCCUGGUGGUGAACCCCAUUUUGCUUGUGCCUCCAACAAAGGCUAUCACCGUCACCAUAACCAGUUUCAUCACGGAUCCCUUGAAGCAAAUUGGGCAGGGAAUUAGCGAGUUCCUCAGAGCCCUGCUGAAGGAUCUUCCAGUUACUCUCCAGUUACCUGUGCUGCUUAUCAUUGCACUCGCCAUCAUUAUGUUCAUGUAUGGAAGUGCUCAAGCAGCUAUACAUCAAGCAGUUCGCUUUCCCCGGCUCGGUGGGCGACGGGACCAGCCACCUCCUGCGGUAGGACGGCACCAAGCUCCUCAAUUAAGGGAGCAUGAGGAAGCUUGGGAUAGAGGCGAUGCUCCACAGCCACUACAGGACAACAGAAACAGAGUAAAUCAAGCAGGAAACCAAGGUGACCAGGGCCUCAGGGCAGGAGAUGCUCAUGCCCCACAAAACAGGGAGGAGUACAGAAGCAUGGGACUCCCACAGGAAUUUUCCAGCGUUCCCAGAGGGACUCAGAGGGUAGAGACUGUGCGCGCUACAGGGAACAUGUCCAGCGAUGAUGAGACUGAUUUUCAGCAGCGGACAGAGGAGGUGGAUCCUGGUACAAAGGAAAAUGCAGAACCUGAAGUGAAAGCUGAGGAAAAGGAGAAAAAUGCAUCUACUGAGGACAAAAAGGAACAGAAAGACACACAGAGUCCAGACAGAAAUGAGCCUGUAACCAAUGUGCCUUCUGCUCAAACAGAGGUGAAAACACUUGGAGCUAAUCAAGGGAAUGGGGGAGCAUCAGCAGAUCUUGCUGUCGAAGAAGGUGGUUAUUCAAGCUUUAAAGCUCCAGUUCAAGAAACAUAUCAUUAAAAUGGUCUUUGAACUUUUUUGUAUCAACAUGGUUGUUUUUGGGUCAUUCACUUUUAAUUAAAUGUUGGGAAAACUGAUUAUUUUUCCCCCCCUGAAAUUUAAAUAUAUUUUUGCCACUUUUUCUUUGUCUAAUUUUUCUUUAUUGUCUAAUUUUGAAGUAAAUCUCCUGAAGUAUCAUUCAGGUGUUAUAAAGAGCCAAUGAAAGGUGCAGGAUUUUUGCUUACAUUUAGCAGUCUCUAUUCAUUUUUAUCAUUGUUUUUGGACAUUAUACUGACACCUACUGGCCAGGAUGUAUGAGGUUUGUUUACUAUCUGCUGCUGCUUCACACAAAAUAGUUUAUUUUAUUUUCUCCAUCUCAUCACACACAUUCAUAAUGAAUAUUCUUGGAUUAAAUCUUGUUUUUUUCCAUCUGUGCAUGUUGUAGGGUGUUUGAGCUGUUAUGACUUAUUGAUGAGCUUGUUUCAUCACCCCCCAACAGAGAAUGGACAUUUUUGCCAGUAUUUCUAAUUAUACUCAUACAUUUUGGAUCAGUUUGAUAAUGUUGACUCAGGCUACAUUAUUGUGUCAGUAAUGUUUUGUUGUUAUAUUGUUUGAUUUGCUUGUUUUGUUUACAUGUAUUUUUAUGAUUAUGCUUUGUAAAGUGCCCUGAGCACUGUCUGAAAGCACUGUAUAAAUUAAAUGUAAUUAAUAUUAUUAUUGUUAUUAUUAACGCAGUCAAUUUGCUUGACACAGCUGGAGAUCAUGUGAUCUCAACACGGCGGUAACCCAUAAGAGGGCAACCUGCUUUAUGUAGAAUAAAAGUCUUUGAAAGUGA